AUGGUCCAGGAAAUUAUGGAUCAAUUGCCCACGCCACCCGCAACCCCAGCUGACGGAGCUGCUUCCAGCGAGCUAUCAUCACCAACAGAAAAAUCGCUGGUGGAGCUUUCGCAAGAGCUGGAUAGCGUUUUAGAACGCUAUCUCCACCUGUUAGAUCAACAACAGCGACUGCAGCAGGAGAUUGGUCGAGAAUUCUCUUCCGGGUUUUUGUCGCUUGCGUGCGCGAAUAAAUCUUGCCCUCCCGGCCGGCGGUAUGGCGAAGAUUACUACGAUGAGAGGAUGAAGGCGAUAAGGAAACUUCCGUCAUUCACCGUCGAAAGCGUAUCGCUAUCACCUCCUAACGCAAUAGAACCGAAAGAUGUCACUGAAAACGGAAAUGAAGAGACAAAUUCCAAAGCAUCCUCUCGAAGCUCUGACCCAGACGAGCUGAAUAUUUCCACAGAGUCUGAAAAGUCAAGAGCUAACGGGAAGCGGUCCAACCCAAUUAACUGGUUUGGAAUACUCGUUCCUCCAGCUUUACGAAGCGCGCAACAAUCAUUUUGUACGGCCGUCGACGGGCCAAUUCCCUUAUUGGCUACUGUGAUUACUGAAAUGCGCGGAGUUGAGAGGGAUAUAGAGGUAUUGAGAGGCAUGUUGGCCGCUGCAACGGUCGACAAUGAUGGAAACGAAAAAUAG
This is a messenger RNA of Histoplasma capsulatum G186AR, 675 nucleotides long. RefSeq lists its product as uncharacterized. Gene Ontology annotation, cellular component: extrinsic component of endoplasmic reticulum membrane; Vma12-Vma22 assembly complex. The record is from RefSeq and is a predicted model, not a curated record. Gene Ontology annotation, biological process: vacuolar proton-transporting V-type ATPase complex assembly. Lineage: Eukaryota; Fungi; Ascomycota; Eurotiomycetes; Onygenales; Ajellomycetaceae. The coding region runs from base 1 to 675 and encodes 224 amino acids. The transcript is spliced from 3 exons.